AUGACUGUUCCUAAAGCACGCCAUGGUGGCCUACACAAUGCAGAUCGCAGGGCGAGGGAGCUAUACCGUUACUACCAGCCUAGUUCCCAAGCUGAGGUGGUUCCAUCUUGGCUUCCGGUGAAUGAUGGAUUCCCUUUUUCUUCACUUUCAGGAAGUACAAUCACUCCACCGAUCUCCGAAGGCUCAAUACCUUCACACAGCAGUGCAACUUUCCGACCAGCGACCGCAGUUGGCACAGAAGCUCUCAUUCUAGGUACCUCGAAUAGUACCAUGACAUCGUUUGCGCAGCUAGCGGCAUUGCGCCUGAACGUGGAGCGGGUGUUUAUAACUGUAUUGGAUCGUGAUAAGCAACACAUCAUUGCCGAAGCAACAAAAUCUCUCAAUUUGAACGAUCCGACAAUUCACGACGACAAUGACAAUGUCUGGUUGGGGGCACCCGACACCCGCAAGACAUGGAGUUUGUGCAAGGACACUGUUUCAUUACCCCCCAAUGACCGCGAGAAUGCAAACUAUCAAUUUCUAGUCGUGAAUGAUAUGGCCGAAAACGAGCGCUACAAACACCUUUCCUUCGUCGAAAACGGCCCCAACUUCCGCUUUUUCGCCGGAACUCCCUUGACAACCGAGAAGAAUAUCAAUUUGGGUUGUUUUUUCGUGCUGGACACAAAACCCCGAGAUGGAUUGACACCGCUGGAGAAGGAUACACUGGGAUCUUUAUCGAUGGUUGUGAUGGACUAUUUGAAGAUUUGCAGACAGGCUUCUGAAGGACGCCGGGCCGCCCGCCUUUCCCGCGGGCUCAGCUAUUUCGUUGAAGGAAGCUCUAGUUUCGUGGAUAAUAUCGACCCGUCGCGUACCAACAGUAUCGGCCCUUCGUCAGCAACUCCGGCAUCUUCUUACAAUCGAAUGAGUGGCUCUGGUGGCUCUCGUGGAAAUGCCUCAGAAAACGCAUCGCAAGCGCCCUCCAAUAGUCCACCGAACGAUCGAUCACUCAGCACCGACGCGCGUUCCUUCAGCUCUGUCUCGUCCGAUUCGAAAUUGGGUAACAGUUCGAAAUUGGACAACGGUUCAAAAGUAGAGUCGGGUACAGUAGAGAGCUCUCUGCCAGAAUGGCUGACAAGCAGCAGCCGAAAUAAACUACCACCAGAUGAUUCACAAGGCAACUCUUGGUGUUUCCGCAGAGCAGCCAACUUACUUCGCGAGAGUCUUGACCUGGGUAGCGACGGUGGGGUCAUUUUUCUAGAAGCCAACAAUAGCCCUUUGAUGGAUACCGAAAUGGGUAGUGAUUGUUCCGACACAGGCGGACCUGCCUCUGUACUGUCAGCAUCAACAAACGAAGAACCGUUUGCUCCCCAAGCAGGGUCAAUGGCCACAUGCCCUGCCGCCAACUUAGACCGAUCUUUCCUGCAAUUGUUGCUUCGACGCUAUCCCAAAGGAAAGCUGUGGUCCUUUCACCGCGAUGGGCUCCUCUCGACCUCAGAUGAUGACGACCAAGAAUCCGAAGACAAGGCCCUUCGUGGCACCAGUACCACCAGCCGGUCCCCACCUAGUGCUACACAGCUCUCAAAGGCCACGCGAAAGCGACGGAAAGCUGCGGAAAACUCGGUACUCAAUCAGUAUUUCCCACAUGCCGCGCAAAUUAUAUUCGUGCCUUUGUGGAAUGCUGUUUCUUCGCAGUGGUUCGGAGGGUGUUUCUGCUGGAGCACAAUUGAGACCCAGGUGUUCACCAACUCAGUUGAGCUCAGUUCAGUGCUUGGGUUUUCAUCGUCUAUCAUGGCUGAAUAUAGCCGCAUUGAAUCCCUCAUCGCAGAUCGCCAGAAAGGUGAUUUCAUUGGGAGUAUUUCGCAUGAACUCCGUAGUCCCCUACAUGGAAUCUUGGCCGCUGCCGAAUUUUUGAACAGCACCCAUCUCAAUGAAUUCCAGAACUCAUUGCUUGAAACUGUCAAUUCCUGUGGCCGGACAUUACUGGAUACAAUGAACCAGGUACUUGACUUCAGCAAAGUGGUAUCUUUGGAAAGGACCUGGCGGACAAUGAGACGCAAGAAAGAGUCGCCGCUCGAUUUCAAAGGAUCCGACAAGUUGCCGCAUCAUCUGGAUACGCUCGUGGCUACCGAUGUGGCCAUUCUUGCCGAGGAAGUCGUUGAAGGCAUCUGCCUUGGCCAUGUGUACGGCCAGAGCUCUACUGCCUCGGCGGACCUGCCCGUAUUGAUGCCACAUCAAACAAAGUCGCAGAAUCACCGGUCCAACGUCGAAGUUGUAAUCGAUGUCUCAUUCCGGGAUUGGGUCUACCGGACACAGCCGGGGGCUUUGCGACGCAUCAUUAUGAAUGUUUUUGGAAAUGCCAUGAAAUACACAGACUCUGGCCGUGUUACUUUAUCCUUGUCAGCAUCUAGUCAAUCUGAAGGACGAUCUCGGCGGCAAGGCCUCGAAGACUUGGUCACGUUGACAGUAACUGACACGGGCAAAGGUAUAUCGGAAGAAUUUUUGCGCAGCAAGCUUUACACGCCUUUUGCUCAGGAAGACGCCUUGGCUGUCGGUACUGGACUGGGACUUUCAAUUGUUCGCAGUUUGGUCAAAGCUCUGAAUGGAAGCAUUCGAAUUCGUAGCCGUCCUGGGGAGGGCACUGUUGUACAUGUAUCUCUACCCCUAGAGCGGCCUGUUGGCAAGGAAAGCCCGCCCGUCGAACCAUCUGGUCAGCUUAUCCAACAAAGAGAAACCUUGGCGCAAACUCUUCUACUACGCGAAGCAUACCCUGGUAGACGAGCCUCCAUCUGGGGCAUCGACCCAACCGACGUGACUGCCGACUCUCACUGGUCUGAAAUUGCUCGAUACCUUUUAGACUGGUAUGCUAUACAGAUCGUCGCAUGGACACCGGAAGCCGAUGUUGAUCUUGUGCUUAUGGAUGAAAACGAUUUACCAAACUUCCGCACCAUUGCACCCACAGCCACCUUGCCUGCUCUUCUCGUCCUAUGCCACAAGUCAAUGGAUUAUACUGGUGCAAAAUCCGAGUGGAUGCCUCUUGCUUCCUCCGUGAAUAUCAUCCGGCGUCCCUGUGGGCCACACAAAUUAGCCCGAAGCAUCAUGAGGUGUUUGACCCACGGCCAAUCGACAUCUGCGACGCCGUCUUCCGCUCUGAAACCAAUGAGUCUACCGAUUAGGACGUCCUCGUUACCAUCCGCACUCGAUUCGCCUCUCAUAUCCCCUGCCGAUGCCCAUAGCGCCCCCGAACUGGCAGACUGUCCCGGAGUCCGCCCCAUGACGAUAUCACCACUGCAACAUCCCUCAAGAAUCAGCACAUUGCCCGAGGAGAUUGGAGAAUCCCCUCUACCAGCACCACUGAUAGAGGGUGAAAUCCGCCCUCGACGACUAGCCCGGGUGCUUGUGGUUGACGAUAAUCGCAUAAACCUCAACCUGAUGAUGACGUUCCUCAAAAAGCGCCAGCUGACCGAGCUGGACCCAGCCGAUAAUGGCAAGGUGGCCGUUGAGGCAGUGGAGCGCAUGCAGAGUGGUUAUGAUAUCAUCUUCAUGGACAUGUCGAUGCCUGUCAUGAAUGGGUUCGAGGCUACUCGUGCUAUUCGCUCUCUCGAGAGGGAUAUAGAUGGCCGCAAGCCGGCUAUCAUCAUUGCCUUGACCGGACUCAGCAGCUCUCGCGAUGAGUCGGAUGCUAUGGCUUCUGGUGUGGAUCUAUUCCUUACAAAACCGGUAUCUUUCAGAGAAGUAGCACGACUACUAGAUGAGUGGGAAAGGGAUGAAAUGGUAACAGAACGGAAGAUGGCAUGUUGA
Molecule: messenger RNA, 3777 nt
Organism: Penicillium roqueforti
Lineage: Eukaryota; Fungi; Ascomycota; Eurotiomycetes; Eurotiales; Aspergillaceae
Exons: 3
Coding region: 1-3777 (1258 amino acids)
Biological process (GO): protein autophosphorylation; phosphorelay signal transduction system
Molecular function (GO): histidine phosphotransfer kinase activity; phosphorelay sensor kinase activity
Source: RefSeq, a predicted model, not a curated record